This is a messenger RNA of Necator americanus (New World hookworm), 1395 nucleotides long. RefSeq lists its product as uncharacterized. The record is from RefSeq and is a predicted model, not a curated record. The transcript is spliced from 10 exons. Gene Ontology annotation, molecular function: 3-beta-hydroxy-Delta5-steroid dehydrogenase (NAD+) activity. NCBI's taxonomy places the organism in Eukaryota, Metazoa, Nematoda, Chromadorea, Rhabditida, Ancylostomatidae. Gene Ontology annotation, biological process: steroid biosynthetic process. Bases 1 to 1395 code for a protein of 464 amino acids.
AUGCGAGAAUCACCCGCGUCUUGGAGUACGUCAAAUAGUCAAAGAUCCGUUCGACGCUACAAGGACCUAGGAACCGAAGAUGAUGAAUCUGGACGAGGAAGACCUCGUGCAAUCUCAGAAAGGCGAUUUGAAUACCUUUUCGCUAUAGUUAUGGAACACCCUGUAGAGCCGUAUGGCUUUGGCCAACACUACGAAAAUAUGAUGACAAUCCUUGUCUAUCGUAAUCACACUCCUGGAAACCAGUUCUUUGAGUGUUCACGUCAUAUAUCCACUCUUUUUAUAUUUAUGAGGGUUUGCAUUGUGGGCGGUGGCGGAUACUUAGGACAUGAAUUGGCUGCACGUCUUCAAUCGAACGGUUCACAUACAGUUAUACUUGAUAUAACGUUCUCAGGUCAUCCACUUAUUAAACUUGAUGAAAAUCUAACGACAAGACUACAGGGUUCAGUUCUGGAUGAGACGAAAGUAUGUGAAGCACUCCGUGAUUGCGAAUCAUGUUUUCAUCUGGCAGCAUCGCCAGGUGAACAAGCUUUCAACAGAGAUUUGGCUUAUCGAAUUAAUGUUGACGGUACCGCACUUCUAAUGGAAUGUUGUAAACGUGUUGGAGUGAAACGUUUCAUCUAUACAUCCAGUGUAUGCGUUAUUUUUACGAAUAAAGAACUCAUAAACGCCACCGAGGACUAUCCAUAUCCGUUGGAGUCACAGCACACAUCCAUGUAUGGGUCCUCGAAAGCCCAGGCAGAACGACUGGUGUUGGCAGCGAAUAGCGCCGAAUUUCGAACGUGUGCCCUACGACCACGCGGCAUCUACGGACCUGGAGAUCCACGAUGUGCCGAUAAGGCGGCGGAAAUCAUCUACAAAGGUCUUUACAUCGCUACUUUUGCCAAAAAAGAACGUGCAAUGACCCAAUACAGCGGUGUACGUAACCUUACACAUGCAAUGUGCCAAGCGGAUAAGGAACUAGCAAAACCGUAUCCGAGAUGUGCUGGAAAGGCAUAUCACGUUGUGGACGCCGAUCCUGUAGACUCAUUCCUCUUCUGGAAGCCAUUGAUCACCGCGUUAUCGCGGUCACCACCAUCAAUACGUGUACCGUUUAUACUGGUUUAUUUUGUUGCUUAUGUUUCCGAAUGGUUCGCUACGCUAUUCGGGCUACCACCGGGUUUAAAUAGACUUGAGGUGAAUCUUCUUGGAAUCACAAAUACAUAUUCAAUUGAACGAGCAAGGAAGGAUUUCGACUAUAAUCCUACAAAUAAUCAUGAUUUAACGGAGAUUGUUGAGUACUACACGAAGUACUACAAGGAUCGUCCGACCACAAAUUUCGAUAGCUGGCGAACGCUGAAAGUUCUUUUUGUCUCCGCAAUCAUGAUAUUUGUUGUCAUACAAUUUUGUUUCUCUUAA